CCUCUCUCAAAUAUCCUCUUUCCAUGCCAGCGCAGACAGGGAUUUUCAAUCCUUGUUUACUGUUCAGAACAUGGUCAGGAUGCUUUCCGACUACGUAUGUCUUCAGAUGCUAAAGCUGCAGGGAGACGACAUCGUGGACUCUGGCGUUCUGUUGACCUCGAUCUACACCAAAACCGUGAUUUUUGUGGACGAACAUACCUUGACAUCGCCCCGGUGAAUUCACGCAAGACGACCUGAGGUAGGGCAUGGCUGGGCCUCUUCCCACUUCUUCAUAGCGAUCGGUCAAUUCUGCAAUGGUUAUUGGUUUCCCUUGCCACGUCUUUGUUCCUUGGUCGGAUGCAAGGUAAGGAGAUGAUGCUCUACUGACCUCGGGGUUCUUUUUGAGACAUUUGGGCACAGUUUCCUUACAUCCAGCGUUCGCUUUGAUCCCCUGGAUCCAAUACUUCAUUGAAUCCUCUCCUUAUCUUGAUAGCAACCCUUCUUUUGCCCACUAUUCAUGCUUACCUGCCGUUGCAUCAUAUGACAUAUAACAUCUCAACUGGGAGGCCGAAACAACAAAAAUUCUACAACAAAGUACAUGAUCCUGACUUGGGACAAGUUCGCAACUUCCAACGACCUCAAAUUCCGAAUGAAGACACCCCUCUCCUGCCUCUACCUCGAAUCAUCCUCACGAGAGAUCAAUCGUUGUUUCCCAAGGAACUUCUAGAGACACUCGCUUCAAAAGAGCCGUUCAUACUUCUUUCCAUCAUCCCAUCCCGGAUUAUCUGGAGCAUCAUGCAGAUGUCUUGGACCAUGAAUCACACUUUCACUUGUGUGACCAUCAACCUCGACGUGAUCACGACUUCCCACCAUUCAUACUGACGCCGGCCUUCACUGAAUCAGCGCCUGUUCGCAGGCAUCUGACACCAUUCAGCAAGCUGAGCCUAAGUCAAUCUGCACACUCCAAAGACAUCGUCGUUGUGAACGUCGAGAAACUUUGACCCGCAGCAAGGGAAUUCUACUACCGCAGCGAUGGUGUCGCCGUACUUCGACAACAAAUCAACUCCAUCGAGGUUCAUCACUAAAUGCCAGCAUUCUCGCCAAAACCAAGGCUACACCUCAACCUGGGACAGACCGACCACUUCCACGAGACACAACACUUUUGGGUUCGAGGCAAGGUGAUCACCACGGAAUAACCCUUGAUAUCUCCACGACUCCUACUCGGUCAUCUUCCCAAACAUGCUCUUUGAAAAGUCAAUCCGCUUAGGAAAUGGACAAUUUACCUUCCUUGCUUCCUUCACAAUUACACUACAUCCCCACAGUCAACAAACACGAGUGAAAGGCAUCACUCAUUUAGAUCGAAUCGAGUCGGAUCGAACACCGUCGAAAAGGCAAGCAGUCUGGAAAGACAGGUCCAGAAGCGCGGGAUCGCAUUCAAAGGCCUAGGCAUGAGCUAGAAUCUGGUCCCCUCGAAGUCGAAGUCGAAGUCGAAG
Molecule: messenger RNA, 1472 nt
Organism: Exophiala mesophila
Lineage: Eukaryota; Fungi; Ascomycota; Eurotiomycetes; Chaetothyriales; Herpotrichiellaceae
Exons: 1
Coding region: 520-861 (113 amino acids)
Source: RefSeq, a predicted model, not a curated record